Molecule: messenger RNA, 2874 nt
Organism: Fukomys damarensis (Damara mole-rat)
Lineage: Eukaryota; Metazoa; Chordata; Mammalia; Rodentia; Bathyergidae
Gene: Ggt7
Product: gamma-glutamyltransferase 7
Exons: 15
Coding region: 79-2067 (662 amino acids)
Biological process (GO): glutathione catabolic process
Cellular component (GO): plasma membrane
Molecular function (GO): glutathione gamma-glutamate hydrolase
Source: RefSeq, a predicted model, not a curated record
GCCCUCAGCCUUCGCACCCCCCACCCCCACCUCAGCCACUUCCGGCAGUCUCUGCGCUGCUGGGGGGUGCGGGCGAGGAUGGCGGCGGAGAGCGAGGCCAGCCAGGAGAGCGCCCUGGGCGCCUACUCGCCGGUGGACUACAUGAGCAUCACCAGCUUCCCGCGGCUGCCGGAGGACGAGCCGGCGCCCGCGGCCCCGCUGAGGGGCCGUAAGGAUGAGGACGCCUUCCUGGGAGACCCCGAUACCGACCCAGACUCCUUCCUGAAGUCCGCGCGGCUGCAGCGGCUGCCGUCGUCGUCGUCGGAAAUGGGCAGCCAGGACGGGUCGCCGCUACGCGAGACACGCAAGGACCCGUUCUCGGCGGCUGCGGCCGAGUGCUCCUGCCGCCAGGAUGGGCUCACGGUCAUCGUCACUGCCUGCCUCACCUUCGCCACAGGUGUCACUGUGGCGCUGGUCAUGCAGAUCUACUUUGGGGAUGCCCAGAUCUUCCAACAGGGUGCUGUGGUGACCGAUGCCGCCCGGUGUACAUCUCUGGGCCUGGAGGUACUCAGUAAACAGGGAUCUUCCGUGGAUGCAGCUGUGGCAGCAGCCUUGUGUUUGGGAAUCGUGGCUCCACACAGUUCUGGCCUGGGCGGCGGGGGUGUGAUGCUGGUACAUGACAUCCGACAAAAUGAGAGCCACCUAAUUGAUUUCCGGGAGUCUGCACCAGGGGGCCUCAGGGAAGAGGCCCUACAGAGAUCCUGGGAGACCAAGCCCGGGCUCUUGGUGGGGGUCCCCGGAAUGGUGAAGGGGCUACAUGAAGCUCAUCAGCUCUAUGGCAGGCUGCCAUGGUCCCAAGUCCUGGCCUUCGCAGCAGCUGUGGCCCAAGAUGGUUUCAACGUGACCCAUGAUCUAGCCCAUGCCUUGGCUGAGCAGCUGCCUCCCAAUGCCUCUGAACGCUUCCUGGAGACAUUUCUGCCAUUGGGCCACCCACCACUGCCGGGCUCCUUGCUGCGUCGGCCUGACCUGGCUGAGGUGCUGGACGCACUUGGCACCUCUGGUCCUGCUGUCUUCUACAGUGGUGGCAACCUCACGCUGGAGAUGGUAGCUGAGGCUCAGCACGCAGGGGGUGUCAUUACUGAAGAGGACUUCAGCAACUACAGUGCUCUCGUGGAGAAGCCCGUGUGUGGCGUGUACAGAGGUCACCUGAUUCUCAGUCCCCCACCCCCGCACACAGGCCCAGCACUCAUCAGUGCUCUCAAUAUCCUUGAGGGCUUCAAUCUCACUAGCCUGGUGUCCCGAGAGCAAGUUCUUCACUGGGUGGCAGAGACCCUGAAGAUUGCAUUAGCCCUGGCCAGCAGACUGGGAGAUCCUGUCUAUGAUUCUACCAUCACUGAGAGCACAGACGAUAUGCUCAGCAAGGUGGAGGCCACCUACUUCCGGGGCCACAUCAAUGACUCCCAGGCAACCCCUGCCCCACUCCUGCCUGUCUACGAGCUGGAUGGGGCUCCCACGGCUGCCCAGGUGCUGAUUAUGGGCCCUGAUGACUUAAUUGUGGCCAUGGUCAGCUCCCUGAACCGGCCCUUUGGCAGUGGCCUCAUCACCCCCUCAGGGAUCCUGCUCAACAGCCAGAUGCUGGACUUCUCCUGGCCCAACAGGACUGCUAACCACUCUGCGCACAACCUGGAGAACUCAGUGCAGCCAGGAAAGCGGCCACUCUCUUUUCUGCUGCCCACUGUGGUCCGACCAGCAGAGGGGCUCUGUGGGACCUAUCUUGCCCUGGGGGCCAACGGAGCUGCUAGAGGCCUCAGUGGCCUGACCCAGGUUCUGCUGAAUGUCCUGACCUUGAAUCGGAAUCUGAGUGACAGCCUGGCCCGAGGCCGCCUGCACCCUGACCUACAGUCCAACCUCCUGCAGGUGGACAAUGAGUUCACAGAGGAGGAGAUUGAGUUCCUGGAAGCCAGGGGUCACCACGUGGAGAAGGUAGAUGUCUUAUCCUGGGUCCACGGCAGCCGGAGAACCAACAAUCUCAUCAUUGGUGUGAAGGACCCUCGGAGCCCAGAUGCAGCUGGAGCCCCCAUUCUGUAGAGCUGUUGGGUGGGGCGGGGUCUGUGCUCCCCUCCCCCAUUUGCAUGUUCCCAGAGUCCCUCCUUCUCCCAGGUUUGGUCUCAGGGGAAACCCAGAAUCGUCCAGAUCAGGGGCAGGUGAGAGGGGAUGCUUAGCAAACCCUAUCCCAGAGUAACUGGAAAAUUCUCCAUCAGGAAGACUGUGGUGGUGGCGGUUGAGUGUCAGUGUUCAUGACCGGGCAGGCAGGACCUUGAGGACUCAGACUGUCCAUCUGUCUGUCUCCUCUCCUCUCUCAGCCAUGCUGGCCCUGAGCUUACAGAUGUGCUUGCAAACCUUUCUCAAGAGUCUCACAACCCCAACAUGUACAGACUGGCCUGACCUAGGCCUUGUCUUCCAGCUCCCUCCUCUUGUCCCCAGCCCCGUUUCUUAAGUGACUAGAGCUUUUUUAAAGAAACUAUCAUGAAGAGGGGGUAAUCCUUUCCUCCUACUACUAGGUUGGGGCAGAGGCCUUGCAUCUGGGGGUCCCCAGAGUGUGGGGUAGGGGUGGGGGUGGGGACCAGCUCAGGGGCUUCCAUUUGCAAAGAAAGAUUAAAGAAAGUAUUGCUUAACCAAGGCUCUGGCUUCAUUUAUGUUUAACUGGCUUGGAAGUGGGAGUGGGAGAGGAGACUUGGCUCACCAUGUCCUAGGGGAAGCUGGAGUCAGCUUUGUAUCAUAAUACAAUGAUAUAUAAUGGACUAAUGAUAAUUAAGAACUUACUGAACUGGGUGGCGCAGGUGUUUUCCUAUAGCCCUCAGUACUCAGGAGGCCAAGGCAGGAGUAUCGCUUGAG